Molecule: messenger RNA, 1427 nt
Organism: Musa acuminata subsp. malaccensis (wild Malaysian banana)
Lineage: Eukaryota; Viridiplantae; Streptophyta; Magnoliopsida; Zingiberales; Musaceae
Product: F-box/kelch-repeat protein At1g23390-like
Molecular function (GO): protein binding
Source: RefSeq, a predicted model, not a curated record
GAGAGAGAGAGAGUUGUCAUUUGGGAAUGGGAAUGCACGGCAAACAUCAGCAACAAGGAGGAGAGGAGGAGGCGGAAGGCACUCUCCAUGGCGACGUUCUCGACGCCGUCAUCUCCCGUGUGUCCGCCCUCGACCUCCUGCCCGCCUCCCGCGUCUCCAAGGCGUGGCGGGCCGCCGUCGUCUCCUCCGUCCGCCACUCCCCCCGCCGCCCCCCGCCGUGGCUCGUCCUCUACCUCCAGGGACGCCGGGGGACCGCCACCACCCACGCCUUCGAUCCCCUCUCCCGCUCGUGGCGCUCCAUAACCCGCGUGCCCUGGUGCAGCUUUCCGGCGGGGCUCCACUCCCCCGCGCCGCAGGUCUCCACCUACGCCUGCUCCCAGCGCGGCGGCACACGCCUCUACGCCCUCUCGCCAUCCGGGUUGGCCCUCGCCAGAGAUCCCUUCAGCACCGUGUGGCGCGAGUUGGAGGCGCCGCGCUACUGGCGGACGGACCCGGUGGUGGCCCUCGUGGGGCCCCACGUCGUGGUGGCGGGCGGCACGAGCGAGUUCGAGGACGACGCGAACUCCGUCGACGUGCACGACGCCUGCAGUGGCGGGUGGGAGGCCAGCGAGCCGAUGCCGGAGGCCUUCGGGUGGUCGUCCGCGUUCUCAGCGGCGGCGAACGGGAAGAGGUUGUAUGUGAUGGACAAGUGGUUUCCCUUCACCGCGAGCUGGUUCGACCCGGCCGCCAAGCGGUGGGGGCCGACGCGCCGGGUGAGCAUCCCGGAUCCGACCGUGCGCCACGCGGCCUUGGGGUUCGGGAACGGGCGCCUACUGCUGGCGGGGGCGGGCGGGAGCGGGACGGGGGCGGGAUGGAGGGCCGAGAGCGUGCGGCUGUGGGCGGUGGAUGAGGAGACGCUGCAGGUGGAGGAGGAGGUGGGGAGGAUGCCGAGGGAGAUGGUGGAGGGGCUGGUGGACGACGCGGGAUGGGGCUUAUGGUCGAUAGGGUUCUUGAGCGAGGGGGACUAUGCGUACGUCUACAACCCGUCGUACCUGGGGGAGUUCUUCCUGUGCGAGUUCGAGGAGGGAGGAGGGUGCAGGUGGGAGAGGAUUCUGCGGCCAACGUGCGUGGAGGCGCGGCCGAUGCACAGGGUGGUGUUUGGGUGCUCGGAAGUGAGCAUGGAUGAUCUAAAGACGGCUGCAAAUUGAUGGUUCGGCCUCCAAGUUUGGCGAUCGGAGGUCAUCCAAUUUCUGGGUUGUGUGCACCGCUGCAGGUUGGGCAUGGAUUGAGAAGAGCCAGAGGCUGUCUCGUCCUUUCCUCUGCUACAGGAGGUGGGGUGCAGUGCAUUUGAAACUUUGAUGAAUAUGCUCUCUCUAUCUUCUUCUGUAAUGGAGAAUGUGGGCCGAGUCUGAACCAAUCCAAUCCUCACGCGGGUGAAUGCUGUGUAA